This is a messenger RNA of Aspergillus candidus, 2198 nucleotides long. RefSeq names its product putative amino acid permease family protein. Gene Ontology annotation, biological process: transmembrane transport; amino acid transport. Bases 171 to 1811 code for a protein of 546 amino acids. NCBI's taxonomy places the organism in Eukaryota, Fungi, Ascomycota, Eurotiomycetes, Eurotiales, Aspergillaceae. Gene Ontology annotation, molecular function: transmembrane transporter activity. The record is from RefSeq and is a predicted model, not a curated record. The transcript has 2 exons. Gene Ontology annotation, cellular component: membrane.
ACUAGUAUAUAAAUCGCGCAACCUCCCCAAACGCCGUGGCUGAGAGCAGUAACCCAACCGCAAGAAAAUGGACAGGAAGGUAUCUUACUUUUCCGGCCUUUUGAAUCACCUUCCCUACGCUUGAAUCGACCUUCUUCUUUGCAAAUUUUCUGUCCCGCUCGUCCUCCCGUAUGGACGUGGAAAACAAUGACCCCAUCAAACCGGUGCAGUCGGUCGACCAAAGCGUUCAAGAUGCCCACGAUCUCGCGGCCAUGGGCCACGACCAGGCCCUCACUCGCAAAUUCGACACGUGGAGCAUGUUAGCUCUGGCGUUCUGCGUUCUCGGGACCUACUCCACCUUCGCACAGGACCUCAGCUCGGGUCUCGAAAAUGGCGGGCCCAUCACCAUCCUGUGGGGUCUCGUGCUCGUGGCCAUCUGCAAUCUCUGCGUCGCCCUCUCCCUCGGUGAGCUGGCCAGCAGCAUGCCGACCGCGCUGGGCCAGGCAUACUGGGUGUUCCGGCUGUGGAACUCCCCCUCGGGACGCUUCUGCUCGUACAUGUGCGCCUGGAUCAACACCUUUGGCUGGUGGACCCUGACGGCCUCCCAGGUCGCCUUCAUGACCGAGUUCCUGCUGGGCAUGAAGAACAUGUUCCAGCCCAGCUGGACCGGGUCGGCGACGGGCUGGCUGGAGUUCGUCGUCUACAUCGGCGUGGUGGUGCUGCUGACGGUCAUCAACGUGGUCAGCUGCCGACGCGAGCGCAUCCUGCCCUGGAUCAACAACUUCGUCGGUGUCUGGUUCACGGGUCUGUUCGUGGUGCUGUCGCUGGCGCUGCUGAUCUCGGUCGGCACCAAGGCCGACCUGUCCUUCCAGCCCGGCGCGUUCGUCUUCGGCCGCUGGAUGAACCAGACAGGCUGGAGCGACGGCGUCGUCUGGUUCACGGGGCUCGUCCAAGCCGCGUACGGACUGACCGCGUUCGACGCCGUCAUUCACAUGAUCGAGGAGAUCCCCGCACCGCGCCGCAACGCGCCGCGCGUCAUCUGGAUGGCGGUGCUCCUGGGCGCCGUGACAGGGUUCAUAUUCAUGAUCGUGUGUCUGUUCUGCGUGCAGAGCAUCGACAACGUCCUCGACUCGCCCAGCGGGCUACCCUUCAUCGAGCUCAUGCUCGAGACGGUCGGCCUCAACGGCGGCGCCACGCUCAUCGCGCUCUUCAUCUUCAACGGCCUCGGCCAAGGCAUCAGCAUCCUCACGACCGCCUCCCGACUGACGUGGGGUUUCGCCCGCGACGGCGGCCUGCCCUGGAGCCGGUACCUGACGCACGUCGACCCCGUGUGGAAGGUUCCCGCGCGGGCGCUCUGGUUCCAGGGGGUGCUGAUCGGACUGGUGGGGGUACUCUACCUGUUCGCCAACACGGUGCUGGACGCGAUCCUCAGCGUCAGCACGAUCGCGCUGACCGUCUCGUACGGGCUGCCGAUCGCGGCGCUGCUGGUUGUCGGGCGCGACCGGCUGCCGCCGGGGCCGUUCCGGCUGGGUCGGUGGGGCCCGCUGAUGAACUGGGUCGGUGUCAUCUACUGCGCCAUCACGACGGUCUUUUUCUUCUUCCCGGGGUCGCCGUCCCCCGCGCCCAGCGACAUGAACUGGGCGAUCGCCGUGUUCGGGGUUAUGCUGGUCGUUGCUGUCGGAUUCUGGUUCAUCCAGGGCCGCAAGACGUAUCUCCGCACGGAAGACGCCCUGGCGCAGAUGAUCGUCGCGCAGCGUUUGGAGAACGAGGGGUGGGAGGGGGAUGUUGGGGGAAAUGUCGGGGGGAAGAAGGCGGAUGGACCACAUUCAUAGGAUGGGCAUGGAUAGGAUGGGCCCUGGGGUUAUCUUUGGUGUAUCUUGAAAUGGAAAUAACCAGACAAUCCACUCGGACUAUACAGUCAUACAUUCCCGGCGCGCCGUGGUAGAAGUCCCAAGGGAUGGGAGAAAUGUCCUGUGUAGAAAGGGUAUUUCCAGCUGUAGCCAUAGAUCCACGGCGCAAGCUAGCUCGCAAUAACACCAGUCAAGAGACAGGAGUAGCAUAAUCCCUCGACUGCACAAUUAAUCGAUCGAUCCAUUCCUUCGUUCAGUCUGUAGAAUAGUGGAACGCCAGCAUAUCAGCCGACUUGCAGAGUCUUUCCCCACAGAUCGCUCGUGGGCUCCACUUGCAAACUUGCCACUAUUCACAAAUUUUGCAUAGUC